This is a messenger RNA of Dacryopinax primogenitus, 1788 nucleotides long. RefSeq names its product DUF125-domain-containing protein. Gene Ontology annotation, cellular component: fungal-type vacuole membrane. The transcript is spliced from 2 exons. Gene Ontology annotation, molecular function: manganese ion transmembrane transporter activity; iron ion transmembrane transporter activity. The coding region runs from base 569 to 1558 and encodes 329 amino acids. Gene Ontology annotation, biological process: intracellular manganese ion homeostasis. Lineage: Eukaryota; Fungi; Basidiomycota; Dacrymycetes; Dacrymycetales; Dacrymycetaceae. The record is from RefSeq and is a predicted model, not a curated record.
AGAAGCAAUGGAAUUAGACCAAGAUUUUACGAGAAGGCAGUCUUCUGACAGUCCGAACGUGUCCUGAUUUGACGGAGCUUGAUGAAACGGACGCAUCGGCUGGCCCCCCUUGUGGGAAGGUAGAUAGUGGGGGGUCUUCUGAGGGAUGAAUGAGGAAGAAAGCACGAGCCCAGUCCCGUGCAGGAGUCCGAUGGACCAAUCGCUUGCGAGGCAUUGCAUGUCCUGGUGAUCAACGUCAGAACGGUAACUGCCACAUCGUAAAGAGGGCUCCCGCGGAGAACAUCGGGCGCGAACCCACCUGUUGACCUUGUCAGGCUCCCGUUGCGUUUGCUGCUUGCACUGCCUGCUUGUGCCCACUGUGCGCCCCGAAAUGGACACCCGCUGAUUGGUCAGAGCACAGGCCCGCACACGAGCUGGGAAAAGACUAGAAUGUCAUUUGAAAAGGACUAUAUGUACGACGGUUUUAGAGCGCCUUCCCCUCAUCGCUCAGUUCAGCGUACUCGGCCUCCUCGACCUCAGACAACAAAAGUCUCAAAUACUCAUCUCUUAAACUAACCAAUCCUCAACAAUGGCUUCCAACAACAACAUUACCCAACUCUCCGUCGCGCUUCCGCCUCGCGACCCGACCACCAACGGUCACGUUUGGUCUACCACCCCUGCGGAGCCCGCCACCCCUGUCAGCUCUUGCAAUGUUCCCGAUGGUGCCUGCUGCAGGGACACCCAGGGCAAGAAGGAGAGGGUUCUUCUGGACCCCGAUGUCGUCCGCGAUCUUGUCAUUGGCUUGUCUGAUGGCUUGACCGUCCCAUUCGCCUUGACCGCCGGGCUUUCCAGCACUGGCAACUCGCGAAUUGUCGUCUUGGGCGGUGUCGCCGAACUCAUCUCCGGCGCCAUUUCCAUGGGCGUUGGUGGAUUCCUCGCUUCUUCCGCCGAACGCGACCAUUUCCGCUUCCUCAAGAAGCAAACCCACGCUCGUGUGGAGCGUCUUUGCGAGGGGGAGAUGGGCCGUCAGGUGCACGAGAUUCUCGGUCCUGUCGGCAUCGACGAGAAUGCCUCUCAGCUCGUGGCAAAUGAGCUCCGCAAGAUCGAGUCUGCCAAUUACGGUGCGGACGGCAAAGAAAUCCGCCACCGCCACUUGGCCCGCAAGACCGUCGAUGCUGAGAAGGGGAGCCAGGCCGAGACCGACAUCGGAGCAGAAGACAUGGGUCUCACCGCCUUCUUCCUGAAGUUUGGUGAGGGUCUUGAAGACAUUCCCAUUCGCCGCCUAUACAUCUCAGCCCUUACAAUCGGCUCUGGCUACCUCUUUGGAGGAAUUAUUCCCCUCCUCCCCUACUUCUGGAUUGAACCUGCCUAUCUGGCCCUCUACUACUCAAUUCUCAUCACCGGAGUCGUCCUCCUAGUCUUCGGGGCGACCAAGGCGUUCUUCACCGGCGCCGCCGUGACGUGGAAAGGAUACGUUUGGGGGGCUGUAAGCAUGCUUGCGGUCGGCAGCUUUGCCGCCGGCAGUUCCUUCGGCAUUGUCUAUGCUAUCAACACCCGUCUUGGUGAAGGUGGUUGCUGAUCACAAUGCUGUAUCCGAGGCAGGAUCAACAUGGACCUUGACUGAUAUUUUACAAUGGCAGUUACUUCACCAUUGUUCAUACCAUCGAGACCUGUCCUGGUCGAGAGAGGUUCAAGAGAUCCUGUCAAAAUGGAACCGCCCAAAAGACUAUAAUUUCUUCCCUUCUCAUUGUUAUCCCCUAUAAUGGUUUGGUUCACGUCCGUAGUCCUCAUGUCCUCACGCACUUGUAC